This is a messenger RNA of Clupea harengus (Atlantic herring), 7554 nucleotides long. It is a transcript of the gene larp4aa, whose product is annotated as La ribonucleoprotein 4Aa. Gene Ontology annotation, molecular function: mRNA 3'-UTR binding. Gene Ontology annotation, biological process: positive regulation of translation. NCBI's taxonomy places the organism in Eukaryota, Metazoa, Chordata, Actinopteri, Clupeiformes, Clupeidae. Gene Ontology annotation, cellular component: cytoplasmic stress granule; cytosol. The record is from RefSeq and is a predicted model, not a curated record.
UUGCACGACACCAUUUAACUAACGUUCCUUCGAAAUUUUAAGUGUUGUUUUGAGCCAACGGCCAAUUGUCCUUUUAGAAAGUAGGGUCAUAUUCGAUGACUGCACUGCAGGGUGGGCCAGAAUUUUAACGUUAGGCUAACGUUUGUUGGCUAUGUGGGGUUGCCUUGGCAAUCUUGUUGCUUGACUUACGUUAGCUAACGUUAACGUAAGCUGGUGCUGGAUGACAAGUCUGAUGUAACCUCUAAAUCCGAAUUAAGACCUAAUUUAUGGCCAAGUAACAAGUUAUUUAGCUACUAGUCUUUUAGGUUUAGUGAACUCCCUUGGUAGGACAUUUCGGUAACGUAUAGUUGACGUCGCUGUAGCCACUCGUGUUACCAGGCAGCUGACUUGUCAGCUCUUUAAGCUACGCUGCGAGGUAAGGCCAGUUAGCCAGCUAUAUCUGCUUUGUCAGUGGCGGCUUAGCAGGGAGCUACUUGACGUUAAUGUGGUCACCGCGAAAGAGAUUAAGCACUUUGUUUUUGAUGUAGCAAUAUAAGAAUUUUGCUAUCCUAUGUAAUCAAAUCACGCUUUGAUUGCAUUACGUUACCGUCUGUCUGUUGUUAAUCAAGAGAACGUUCGAGGCCUGCGUGUUUCGUUACAGCUGUCAGCCGAUACGGUGAUCACUGGGACCCAGUAUUGGCUUUAAUUUGUGUUGUUGGUGCUUAACGUUACAGUUAUAUUUUGGCCAGUAACUUAGGCUUUACAAUAUUGUAAGAAUGAGUCGAUACCUGUCCCGGGUGCAAUAUCAGUUGUCGUUGUAACGCGCGGACAUACUUUGACCUCACCUUCCACGUUGACUAGGGUUUUAGAAACAGUUUGUGAAAAGUUAAAUUAUUGAGUGCCCGUGUAGACUAAUGUUGUGCUGGUUAUUUCUACAGCUGCCGUUCAGAUGAGUUUAGGGCCUAAAUCACUUUGUAGCAGGUGGUCAUUGACAAUGGCGCCCCUUAUGGCAUGUGCUCCACCAUGGCUAGUGACAGACUCGUCAUAUGGUAUAGGUCUCAUGACAUGCAGCACUCGAAAGUCAAAGUUAUCUUCUGUUUGUGUAAUAGAUACUUUUAACAUUCAGAUGUUAGGGAUUUAAAUGCAAGGAAAAUGUAACGAAUAGCCAUGUUAUUAAUCAAAGCUUUACAAGCGAGUUGAAGAAGUACGGCUUCGAUGACCGCCUGUGUAACAGAUAUGUGUGUAAUGCCAAUUACAAGUAGAACCAGAUUACCUUAUUUUUGUUUACAAAAUUAAAGAGAUCAACUUUUUUAAACUCGUGUGUUGUCUUGUGUAGGCGCCUGUAUCAUUAUUGACCAAUACGAAGUGUUUUGUAAAUUGGAUCAUGUAAAUAGACGCUUAUUUACAUGUCGUCACUUUAACUUUACAUAUAUUGCAACACUCGGAUUCCUUGGUGGCACCUAAUUAAUUCCUUAUGAACAGGUCAGUUUAUCAUUAACUACAUAGUGUUUAAUUUAAAGAUAGUUGUACUGGUUGUAGACGACUGGGACCAAACUGUCAAUUGAUUGACGGUACCCUUGGCCAACAGCAAGGAUGAUCAUGAAUUCUUGGCGGUUAUCUUACGGAAGACGGCGACUCUUUGGUAAAAUGUGCUUCAAGUGUGAGAGGGGUAGGCGGAGUUCAUCUUUCACAGAGCGAAUGGUUGAAGGUCGUGUAAACGCGUGCUGGAAGUAACUUGAGCUGGAAUCUGUCCAACUCUGAGAGCUUCCUUUCAGCGGCAAAACUGUCUUAAAUGGUCACUACCUCGUGAAUUAGAAGAAUUCCUUAGUUCAUUGAGUGAACGGUACCGCUUGAAAUGCUUUUGUUCAUCGAGGUGACCUCUAAGGGUGCCGGUCUGAACCCGAAUGCCAAGGUUUGGCAGGAGAUGCCUACUGUUCCCAGUGAGGCCCCUGCAGAUGGCACAGAGGGCUCCCCCUGGUCCCAGACCAACAUCCCAGAGGGGUAUCCUGACACCUCCGGAUGUAAAGCAUACACAGAAGGAUUUCCUAGCCUGGAGGACAGCAGCUCCUCAGGUGCUGCCGAGGGUACAGCGAAUGGCAUGGACCCCCCAGACCUGGAGUUCCCCCUCUGUGAGCCUGCAACAGGAAUUGAUGUUGAUUCUACCCUGACAAUGGAGCAGCCUAUCUCUGCUGAGAGUUUACGGGAGUCUCUCAAGAAAGAGCUGGAGUUCUGUUUUUCCAGGGAAAAUCUGUCCAAGGACCUGUACCUCAUGUCCCAGAUGGACAGUGACCAGUUUGUCCCCAUCUGGACCAUAGCAAGCAUGGAGGGCAUAAAGGUCCUGACUACUGACAUGGACCUUAUUCUGGAUGUGCUUAAAUCAUCUCCAAUGGUACAAGUGGAUGAGAAAGGGGAGAAGGUUCGGCCCAAUCACAAGCGCUGCAUCAUCAUCCUGAGGGAGGUCCCAGAGUCCACGCCCGUAGAGGAAGUGGAGGCCCUUUUUAAGAACGACAACUGUCCGAAAGUUAUCAGCGUGGAGUUUGCGCACAACAAUAACUGGUACAUUACAUUCCAAUCGGACACCGAUGCCCAACAGGCGUACAAGUAUUUAAGGGAAGAAGUGAAAACAUUUCAGGGAAAACCAAUCAUGGCCAGAAUAAAAGCUAUCAACACGUUCUUUGCUAAGAAUGGCUACCGUAGCCUGGACUGCAGUGUGUACUCGCAGCAGACUCCAACCCAGUCCCAGUACAGCUCGCCCCUCUACAUGCAGCCCGUCUACAGCCCCCAGCAGCAGUACCUGCCCUACAACAUCAUGCCUCCCACCUGGACACCUUCGCCCACGCCGUACUUCGAGACGCCUCUGGCCCCAUUUCCCAACAGUAGCUUUGUGAAUGGUUUUAGCUCACCUGCACACUAUAAGACUGGCUCCAACUCGCUCAACCUUGGCCGCCCCUUCAGCCGGAACCGUGUCCCACUCUAUUCCAGAAAGAAUGUAAUAAAUGCCUUCAGAAACCACGUGAAGCCUCAGUCAAGGUCCAGCGACGGCGCCCCCUCCCCGGUGGCUCCCGUUCCACUGGUGGACGGGCUCACGGGGGGCCUGCGCAGCCCCCAGCCCUCUGCAGGCAGCGGCACCGCGCUGGCCACAUCUGAGCUCAGCCCCUCCUUCACCCACCUGACCGCGUCCGAGCCCUCCGACGACUCUGGCAUGGCCAACCGUGGAAGGAGGAGUACAUACAGAGGGAACCGCAGGAGGAGAGAGGACGAGCGCACCACGCGGCAGGCUCCUCUCACAGAGGUCAAGGUCCCUCAGCCCAAGUUUGACCUGGCUGCCUCCAACUUCCCUCCUCUGCCGGGUUGUGUGGUGAGCACGCAGGGCGAGCCCGUGCUGGAAAACCGCAUGUCUGAUGUGGUCCGCGGCCUCAACAGAGACAAGUCCCAGCAGCAGCAGCAGCAACAGCAACAGCAGUCGGAUGCCAGCAAGGAGGGAGCCAUAAGUCAUACCCCAGCCCCAGAGGACACCGUCAGCGCCAGGCCGGCCCAGCCUGCAAGCAAAACCACUUCACACACCUUGGAGUCUCCUACAGCCAGCAGCAUGAGCCACCAGGAGAAGAAACAGGAGAAGCCUGAGCCCCCUGGUCAUAAAGAGACGCCGGCAACCCCCGUGGCUGCUGCUGUCGCCGCCGCAGUCACCACCACCACCACCACCGCCACCCCACCCUCACAGAUACAGCCGGCAGCUGGCCCCAAACUUCAGCCCAGCGCGGCCCCCAAGCUUCAGCCCAGCGCAGCCCCCGCCCUGGCAACCCCUCAGGCCAGCCCAGUCCCCUCCUCCACCCCCACCACCGCAACCACCAACAACAACACCACCACCACCACUACCCCCGUUUUGGAGCCCCGCAAGUUGAGCUACGCUGAGGUGUGCCAGCGCCCCCCUAAGGAUCCUCCACCAACGCCGCCACCCUCUGCCGCUGCCACCACCACCCCCCCGGCCUCCCAGCCUCUGCGUGAACUGCGCAGCAACAAGGCCGAGGAGCCGGCCGGCGGCCCCCACAGCCCCUCAGACAAGCCCGAGCGGCCCCUGGAGCGCGGGGCUGAGUGCAAGGGCCGUGAGGGACGGCCCCCCCGCGACGGCCAGGGCUACUACCGCAACAACGGCCCCCCCAGGGCUGGCACGGGUGGCCUCAAGCUCCGAGAGCAGCAACGGCGCCCCCCCUUCGGCCGACGCAACUCCCCCCAAGGAGGGCCCAGGCAUACGGGCAAAGAGCAGAACAUCCCUCCCAUAUCGCCAAAGUAAAGACUUGCAGAGAAAACAAAAAACGAAUCCAGUACAAAUGUAUGAAUAUAUACACGCAUAUAUAAAAUAUAUAAAUAAAUAUAUAUAUAAAUAUAUAUAAACAAAAAGAGAUGAAAUAAGAUAUAUAAAAGCAACAACCUAAAUGGUAGCCACCUCUCCUGCCUGGGGCAUGUCUAGAGGAAAGUCUCUUGCAAUGACUUUGCAGACUGGGACAUCCAGGAAAAAUGGGCAUAAAAAACAAAACAAUCGUAAAGCAGGGCAAACGAAAGGGAGUGAUCGAAUAGGAAAAAGAUCCCGUCUCUGAGCUUGUUGUAUUGGAAAUGUCCCCCCUCAGAAUGUAAAUCCUAGUGGUUUUUUUUUUUUUUUUGUUUAGUUUUUUCCUCCUUUCUUUCUUUUUCUUUUUUUUUUUUUGCUCCCCUCCUUCCUUUUUCCCCAAAAGAUGGUCACCUUCUCUUGCCUCAGAUUGGGCCUAUAGAUGGAACCUUGGGCAGUGAAGAAGCCCAUCACUGUCAUUCUAUAUGAAUGACCGUGGUCUGCAAUGAACUUAUGCACUAAGAAGAAAGGAACAGGCAUAUAUACAUGUCAUGUACCUAUACAAAGAUAUCACUUUAACAUGCAAUUAUUCAUCCAAUCCUGUUUUUUUUUUCAUGAAAAAAAGCUUAUUUGCAAAUUGCAGGACACUGGGAGUGAGAGUGACUUUUUGCAGUCAGUGUAUAUGAACUUUGAAGUUGUGUGGAAGGAUGUGGUUUUCAGUAGAGUUGCAUCAUCUUGGGGCUUAGGUCUCCUAUAGGAUAUGUUUGGUUGAGAAUGACUUGUUUGGAAAACCAAUUUAGGAGCAACAGUAAUACUUACUGUUGGUCAUUUUUUCUUUCUUUCUUUCCUCUUUUUCUUCAUUUUUUUUUCCAUUAAAUUGCGUGACAUUGCUAUCGAUUAAUUCUGUAUGCUUUCAGAAUCAGUGACAUGGUGUUGGAUAGCUAGCAAACCUUUUAAAUAUUGUACUAAAUAUUGCAAAUUUAAGAUUAGAUGGUUAUGGAGCCUUGUCAAUUUUCUCAGUCACAGCUUGCCAAUAAUAAUGCUGACCUGUCACUGGUUCACAGAAGGGUAAUUUAUCUUUUUCCUAUUUUUUGAUUUUUUUUUUUCUCGAAGCUGCAAACUGAUUUUAAUCAAGCACUGACCCUCAAUGCAUCACAGAUCAGAGCCAGAGACAGUUACAGAGUCUGAUAUACUUUGUCAUCUCAGAUUUGUUAAAUGUGCAUUGACUCCCUCACCCCUUGAACUGAUUUUGUACUGUGUGCUCAUAUUUGUUGAUAAUCAGCCUGGCUCUAUAUGUUUACAACAUGGUGUUCUCAGUGGGGUGUGUCCUUUAAGGCAGAGGAUGAGAAGGAGUAGGUUGAUGCAGAUGAAAUAUCUUUUUCUUUAUUUUUUUUCUUCUUCUUUUGUUCCCUCUUUUGUUGUGAGAACUCCACAUUGAAAUGGAACAUUCAGGGUUGGUCUACACAUGGAAAUCGUUAUUGUUUGAUUAACUGCGCGGUUGGGAUUGUACAGAAUAAUAGGUCAAGUGUGGUCUCUGCAAAUCUGAUUAGCGCAUGUGUGAUUUUCCUUUUUUUUUUGUUCUUGCUUACUCAAAGGCCCUUAUUGUCUGCUAUAGGAGAAAGAGGAUUGAUAAAGGUGGCGACUGUAACAUAUUUCCACUUUGCGUAUGUUUUAAAUGAAUGUUGUCCCAGGAUUGGAUUCUCUAAAGAAUCUGUCCAUUGGUGAAUUAGAGUAAGGUCACUACUCCGUUGUCCUUUUCCUGAAAUGUUAGUCCAUGGUAUUUCCUUGACUGCUAGAUUGAGUGUAGGAGGAUGGCCCUACCCAGGUGGUGUGGUAUGGUAUUCCAGAGGCGUGUCGGUGCUCCUGAGGUCACUGUUACUAUUGUGGCAGAUGAUUUGUAGGGCCUUCUGACACCAGAUCAGUGAGUGCGCUAAGAUAAGAAGCAGGAGCACCAGCGAGGAAAGGCAGUGUUGCAUUUUGUAUUGAGGUUCCAAGGUUUAAAGCUCUGCAGGACCAGCCAUUGGGUUAACUGGGUAUGAUAACUGGUAGUUUCAAAACCAGGUUGGAAACUUUGACAUACUCCCUUCCCGUUAUUCUUUUUGUAGCACAAGAAAUAUCCUCAUGCGGAAUGUAUCAAAGACCAUUCGUGGAAAAAGUGCUAAUCAUUGUGUUGCCACACCAUUCAAAUGGUUGACACUAGCCUAUGUCUGAUGUUCAUAUGACGUGCCAGCUGCCUGCAGUCCAUAGCUUACCAUGUUGAAUGUUGGUGAGAGUUGUGUGGUCUCCAACAACCAGCGGGCCAAUGUGUUCUCUUAACGUGUUAUGAUUUAGGCUAUAGAGCUGUGAACUUUACCAGCUGUUAUGAGAGUGUAGUCACUUAUUUCUUUAUCAGCCCCCUCCCCCCGCCCCCACACCACAUGGAGAGUGGUGUGGGAGUGUGACAUUGAGACCAGUAAGAGUACGACCUUACCUUCAACAAACAUGCUUACGGAACACUGACCGACUCACCGCCUCCACAGUUGUGUGGUUCAUUUAUUAUUAUUUUUUUUUUUGUGAUGUGAGGAUGGAGUUGGUGCCGUUUCAUCUUGAAAAAUCUAGUCUGUUUUGGAAAUCAGUAUUGCAGUUGGAUUUUGUUUUUAAGUAUUGCAUUAUUAUUAUUUUCAAUUAUUUAUUUUAAUCCUACUGUGCGAAGCUUCAUGCUUCACGCCCCCGCCCCCCUCCCCCACACCCCUGUGCACGCUCAAUCCUCAUAAACCCAUUUCCCCUAAUGUUGAGAAAUGGAACUGGGGUGAGAGCCACGCAUCUAACAUUUGUAUAUUGAUUGAAAUUUCAGAUGAGAAUACUUGAUGCAUUGACUAGGGGUUUAGUAAUGCAGUACAUGAAUAAUGAAUCACUGGGGCUUUUUUUGUUUGUUUUUCCAUUAAUGAAUAUGAGCAGCUAGUGGUUUAGUGUAAUACAAUAAAAUGCACUAACUUGUUUAAAAAAAAAAAAAAAAAAUCUUACUGUUAUGUAAUGUGAAAUCAUUUUAGAAGCAUAAUGAUAUUGAUGUUGACAGGCUUGCAAAAAUCUACAGGAAUAGCAUUUUCUCCUUAAUGUUUGGGUUAUUUCUGUUUUCUUGAUUUAGGGGUGGGGUGGCAAAGGGAAGAAUAUAUAGCAACGGAUUGAAGUGUUUGAGACACUAAAUUCUAGCUGUCUGAAUAAAAUGUCACAAAAAGAAAAUAAAUUAUUUUGUUUUGGCCUUAGAGUUCAAA